Ornithodoros turicata is the source of this 2311-nucleotide messenger RNA. RefSeq names its product solute carrier family 22 member 7-like. NCBI's taxonomy places the organism in Eukaryota, Metazoa, Arthropoda, Arachnida, Ixodida, Argasidae. The record is from RefSeq and is a predicted model, not a curated record. Gene Ontology annotation, biological process: transmembrane transport. The coding region runs from base 7 to 2214 and encodes 735 amino acids. Gene Ontology annotation, cellular component: membrane. The transcript has a single exon. Gene Ontology annotation, molecular function: transmembrane transporter activity.
CGCAACAUGUCUUCAACACAGCGUCAGCGACCUACGCGUUCGAGGGAGUCUCUGAUGCCAUCACCGGAUUCCCUACUCCGCCCAACUAAGUCUCAGCGUACCACCCGUGGACGUACCCCCAAGACCAAAAGGGUCUCGUCUGAUUCUUCGAGUCGGGUUGAGGUUUCAUCGAGAGGAUCAUCUCGUGACAUGUCUUCACAGGCACCGUCUGCGAACCCCACCCCACAACUGUCUGAACCAUUUCAAUCGAAGCGGAGGAAGAUGCAUCGCAGUAGGCGUCGUACACCGCCGUCACUGCCACCCGUGAUCGAGGCGCAUGCUCUCGAAGGUCCGCUGCGGCUUCCAAUGCCACAGCCGAGCGAAGGAGCCAGCCGAGCGUCCUCAGCCCCUAGCACAACGGGACAAUUGAGCGCAAACCCGCAACUGGAAGCAUCCAGUGAGUGCACGGACAUCACUCAAGCUGACAUCUACGGCCACGGCUACUACCAGAGCACGAUCCUCUUCUGCUGCGUCUUGUCUUUGGUAGUCUUUCGAUGCCACAGCCUUGCGUUCAAGAUCAUCGCGCGUCAUGUAGACUUCUGGUGCAGAAAGCCCGCUGUAUUUCAGAACUUCACUGAUGCUGAGUGGAAGAACGUCGGUAUACCGAUAAUGCAAGAUGGUACUUUCAGCCGAUGCAAAGUUUACGACGAUCCGCUCGGACCCUACCGUAAUCAGGUGCCUUGUGCGGCUUGGGAGUAUGAUAGGUCACCUCGUACCAUUAUCACUACGUGGAACCUGGUGUGCAACAAGGAAUGGGUAUUAUCAUUUGCAGCGGUGAUGUACAUCAUAGGAGCAGUGGUAUUCCUUCCAGCCAUGGGAAUGAUUGCAGAUCAAGUUGGACGUCGCCCUGUCACCUGCAUUGCGGUAGCAGUCCUUCUGGCGGCCGGCGUUUGGACCUGCUUCGCUUCCAACUUAACAUUCUUCGUCUGCGCGCGCUGUGCUGUGUCAGGGUGUACCAGCACUAUUUUUGUGACCAUCUUUACUCUCCUCUUCGAGGUGACCUCUGUGGAGUACCGAACGUUGUACUGUAUCGUUGCAAUAUCACUGGGAGUCGUCAUAUCCAGCAUCAUUAUCAGCGUCCUCAGCCAGUUCGAAAUCGACUGGAGAAUAACACAAGUAAUGCUCAUGGGACUGACAUCACUGCUGCUCAGCACGUUCUACAUAGUCGAAGAAUCGCCGUGCUGGCUUCUUGCUUGUUGCAAUUUCAAGCGAGCGGAAGAAGCGAUGCUUUGGGCAGCCCAGAUGAAUGGCGAGUCGCUUGAGAAUGUGAGGAUGAAAUUUAACAAGUUGAAGAGCACCAUGCCUCUGAAAGCGGCCGCCAGGGGAGUAACACCACUCGGAGUAACACCCUUUUUUCUAUUCAUCUGUCCGGUGAUACGUGUCCGUUGUGGCAACAUACUCAUCUUUUGGUUCAUCGUCAUGCUCACGUUCUACGGAUAUGAAACAUCCAAUGUUAUUGAACAUGAGUUAAUGUGGACAAAAGUCAUCACACUCUUAUGUCCUGGGCCACUCAGUGUAGUAUCCUACUACGCUAUACGCCGAAUAGGUCGAAAGACUACCCUUAUUUUAUCCCUUGGGUUCGUUGGCAUGGCAAGCGCCGCGUUGAUUCUUACCUAUCCUCGUCAAAUGUGGCACAUCGCGAACCUCUUUCUAGUGAUAGCAAGAGGAGCGACGUACGUUGCCGUCUCCGUAAGCUUUAUCUACACCGCCGAACUGUUUCCUACCGUACUACGAAGUAUUGGCAUCUGUACGGCUUACCUGUGCGGCCAAUUGGGAGCUGUAGCGGCUGUUGUAUUGAGGUCUGCCCAAAACCUGAUACCUGGUCCAAUCGGAAUGACUGUGCUGGCGGCCGCAGUGCUGUUUGCCGAGUUUGCUCUUCUGAGACUGCCUGAAACAAGCUCUCAACCGUUGAUUCAUACUCUCAAGCAGCUCGAAGAACUGAACUUGAAGGUGCCUCAGCCAGAAACCUUCCCUGAGGGCGUUGGAAGGGCUCCACCGAAAGAACCUCAUGGUCUGGCAAAUGAUAAUGGACCUGGAGGAGCACAGACUGCAUUUUAUGCUGAGCGCCUCAAGUCUCAGUAUAGGUCUUUAUCAUCCGUGCAGUCUGGUGGAAGGCCCAAGUCUAGAGGAGCAUCGACCCCACCUCUAAGUAACCGCAAGGCCAUCUCUACAUAAUUAUAAUACAUCCUGUUGUCGGCAGGAAGAUGUUCUGACUGAGCGUCUCUCUCCGACUUCCUGGGUCGUAAAUGACAAGAUGAAAAUAAAAUAACGA